AUGGCUUUUAGCUACGAAACUUCACCUAUGGCUUCCAACUACAACUCCCACAAGAAAUUUCUCAACAAUGGCACAAAACUCAUGCACCAAACCCAAGUAGUCGUAGUGAUUGUACCUUUCCCAGCCCAAGGCCAUCUCAACCAACUCCUCCACCUCUCUCGUCUCAUUUCAUCCUACAACUUACCAAUCCAUUUCGUUGGCACAACUCAGCACAAUCGUCAAGCCAUUGUUCGUGUCCAAGGUUGGGACCCAAAAUCGAUUUCCAAAAAUGUUCACAUUCAUGACUUCAAAGUUCCAACCUUUAUCUCACCUCCUCCAAACCCAAAUGCGAAAUCUAGAUUUCCGUCUCAUCUUUUUCCUUCCUUUGAAGCUUCCUCUAAUCUUCGUGAACAUGUAGCUACGCUUUUGCACUCUCUUUCUUCCGUUGCUAAAAGGGUUGUUGUCAUUUAUGACUCUCUUAUGGCUUCUUGUGUGCAAGAUGCUAUUCAUAUAAAGAACUGUGAAACUUACACUUUUCAUAGUGUUUCUGCUUUUACCAUGUUUUUGUAUUUUUGGGAUUUAAUGGGAAAGCCUGAAGUGGAAAAAACCAAAAACAUUAUUCCAGAAAAAGUUCCUUCUUUAGAAGGAUGUUUCACUACCCAAUUCAUAGAUUUCAUUACUUCACAAUAUGAGUUUCAUAAAUUCAGCAAUGGAAUAAUCUACAACACAACUAGGGUAAUUGAAAAGCCUUAUUUGGAGUUAAUAGCAAGCAUGAUUAGUAACAAAACUCAUUGGGCUUUAGGCCCAUUUAACCCUUUAUGUAUGGAGAGAAAAAGCAACAAUAAAGGUAGACACUUUAGCUUGGAGUGGCUUGAUAAGCAAAAGGGUAAAUCAGUCAUUUAUGUAUCUUUUGGUACCACAACAGCUUUCAAAGAGGAACAAAUCAUAGAGCUUGCAAAAGGGUUGGAACAAAGUGACCAAAAAUUUAUUUGGGUUUUAAGAGAUGCUGAUAGAGGUGAUGUUUUCAAUGAAGAUUGUGUUAGAAGAGUCAUUGAGUUACCAAAAGGGUUUGAAGAAAGGGUUGAGAUGAAAGGUGUUGGGCUUAUUGUGAGGGAUUGGGCCCCACAAUUGGAGAUUCUAAGUCAUUCUUCAAUAGGUGGGUUUAUGAGUCAUUGUGGAUGGAAUUCUUGUAUGGAGAGUAUAACUAUGGGGGUGCCAAUAGCAACAUGGCCUAUGCAUUCUGACCAACCGAGGAACAGAGUUUUGGUGACUGAAAUCCUUAAAGUUGGGUUGGUUGUGAGGGAUUGGGCUCAUAGAGAUGAGUUGGUGAUGGCUUGUGUUGUGGAGAAUGUGGUGAGAAAGUUGAUGGCAACAAAGGAAGGUGAUGAAAUGAGGCAAAAUGCAAUGAAUUUGAAAAAUGAAAUUCUUGAGUCAAUGGAUGAAAAUGGUGUCUCUCGUAUGGAAUUGGAUUCUUUCAUUGCCCAUGUGACUAGGUAG
Lathyrus sativus (Indian pea) is the source of this 1476-nucleotide messenger RNA. Lineage: Eukaryota; Viridiplantae; Streptophyta; Magnoliopsida; Fabales; Fabaceae. The record is from the annotation of a GenBank genome assembly.